AUGACCUCCAUAAACCAUUAUAAUAACUUAAGAGCCAUAAAGGACAUUGACUCCAAGCUCAUUAGCCUUGGUCACCUGGCUGGACAGCUUGGAGGAUUUGUUGGUCAAAGUGAGAUUGUUAAGAAAGCCGUUAAGAAUGCUAUUAUCGUUGUAAUUAACAGUAAUGAAGAGCUUAAAAAUGACCUAAAUGAUGUUUACAUUUCUCUUGUUACUAAGCUUUCUGAGUCUGUCAACUCUGCUGGCCAGGCUGUUGGCACCGAUGUAAUUGAGAAGCUUAGUCAGCGAGUUACUCAGCAAAUUAAGCUUCUUGAAGAACAACUUAAACAGCCUAAUAACCUUUAUAAUCUUCCUUCUUCCCCCUCUCCCUCUGCUGAGCUAGCCAAAUUGCACUCCAAGUUGGACGCUUUGAGGAAAGUGGAGGAGCUUUGUGAAAAUUAUAAGAAUCUUAAAAAUGCAUCAAAUAAUCCUAAAAACCUCUUAGAUAAUUUAUGUGACGGCCUUCAGACUUUUCUUGGUUACGAUAAGACUUCCAAAGGCUACGACGGCCAGGGGAUUGUGUACUCUGACCUUGACAGGCUGUGUGACGGGGUGAUGGGAUUUUUGAGUGGUGUUCUCAGUAACAUCUACAAGCAUUUAGGGCAGCAUAAAGAGACAAUUACUAGUGCAAUUACGUCACUUGAGGCCAAUAAACACGCCGGUAAAAAAGGUUUUAAUGAUGCGAUUGGAGAGGUGGUCGCAGGGGUGGGGAGGUAUAAUGAUAGGGUGAGGGAGAGUAAUGAGAAUGUUAAAAAUGCAAUAACUACGUUAUCUUCAAACGUUGAACCGAUUAAAAAAGAACUUCAAAAUGAUUCAGCUAGUAACUCCGUUGAGAAAAUUAAUAAGCAAAUUGAGACAUGUCUGCAUCAUGCCGAACGGUACGUGGGUGCUAUCAAAGAUGCUAAUGACCAUGUUAAUGACCUUCAAGGUGAUUUAAUGAACAAACUAAAAAGCAAAACGGAAAUCGUUAAAUAUCAACGUAAAAGGCUGAGUCAACUAUAUGAACGCCAAAAAUCAGACUUUGAGGAGGUGACUAAGUUGGUCGGCGUUCAGCUGAAUGAUGCCAAGGAGUCAAUUACGACGACGGUAACGCAGAAGAUAAAUUCAUUCAUCGACGAGUUAACAGCCAUCGUUAGAGCGCUUAUACAAAAAAUGUCAGAAAUUAAUGACACAUUGUCGCAGCAUGUUGAAAGGCUUCAUGAUUGGAUAGAAAAGUCGCACAAAGCUGUCGAAUUAACCAUAAGGAACGUGGAAAGUAUUGCUUGUGAGGUUGGUGGAAGCAAAACUUCACAUAAGGACAAACUUAUAGAGUCUGUUAAAGCGUUGGAGAAGAAAGGCUUGGAUUUGUAUAAAGCGUAUUAUGCGUCAAAAGAUGCUCUACCUAAAUUGAUAACAGCGGUGAGUGAUGCGGUAACGGGAUUGGAUGCAGAGAUUAUUAAGGGAUUAAAGACAUUGAGUAGUGAAAUAAAGAAGCAAGUGGAAGAAUACGUUGAAGAAGCUGCAGUUAUGCUUAGCGAAAUUCAAACAGAAGUUGGUAAUAAGAAUAAGGCAGGCAAAAAUGAAAACGGGGAUAGUAUUGAUUAUAAUUGGGAUGUUCUUAAAUUCGUUAUUAAUUCUUUUGUAGAGAAAAUUGAAGGUGAUGAACGUUCCCGUAAUUAUGACGGAUUGAGAGGUAUUGUUCGUGGAUUUACGGAGUAUGUUACAGAAACCUACGCCGAUAGUAAUUUUGGGAAUACAGUGGAGGAGUGGUUGAAAGAUAUUUUGGGGAGUGAACCCGUGAAGAGCAAAAUGAAAGCCUAUUUUGAUGCGAACAGCAACAAUUUGAGUUCCAAAUAUAGUGACUAUCGAAGUGAGAUAACAAAGAAUCACAUCAGCAAAAUUGCAACUUCAAUUAGGACGGCACUUAAAUCUCAAAUUGAAACAGCAGGUCAAUCUUUUGCAACGAAAGGCUCGAAAGACGCCUCAGAUAAUGAUAUUGUGAAAAGUUACAAGAGGUUGGAGACAGGGUCCGCGGAAUUCGCUGCUCAACUUGAUACAAAAGUUGCUAAAGGGGAUAUUCAUGCGCUUAUCUCAGACAUCGUUGAGGGAGUUGCUGCUGACGUUUUAAAAGAUAAAGGUCUUCACAAUAACAGAACAAUUUUAAAAUAUGCUAUGGAUGCAACUGUAUCUGCUCUUACCUCAGCUGCCAAGAAUGUUUCCGCACAAGUUGCAAAACUCAUCACUACUUCCAACCUGCACAAAAACGUGCAUGACGCUAUCACAAAAACGAACUCAAUAAGAAAUGUAAUAAAUAACACCGGAACAGCCGGCGAUAAAAUCCAAGGAGCGUUGGACCUUGUCAAGGAUAAGAUUGAGCAACUUGGUACCAUUUUGACCUCCAAGGAACUUGGAGCAGAUAUAGACAUUGCGAUGUCAAACUAUUUCUAUAGUGGUGAUCACGGCAUUAGAGACAAAAUGACAGCUUACAAAAGUUAUGUUAGCAAAGGUGGUGUUCUUGGUAAUUCGAUUGAAGCAAUUCGAACGAACGCUCUGAUGGCUUUCAGCAAAUUAAAUACCACAGUAGAUGACAAGCUUAUCAGGCGAGAUCUCAGCAACUUUCACAGUCAUAUGCAGGUUUUUUGCAAUGCUAUUUUACAGGCAGCAACUGCUAGUAAUGAAUGUGCGAAGAACAAAUUAGAAAAGUUGAAAGAAUGGAUAUCAAGAGAGAAGCCACACGCCGACGGCACUCUACAGAAAUUCAAAGAAGACAUCAACAGACUGCAAACGGACAAGCUGAACCCAUUAAUGCAGCAAGUCCAGGAUAUCAUCAUACAAUCCACUUCUUCGAGUGAACUCAUCGUUGAACAACUGCAACAACACGUCACUCAACAACUUGAUGACGCCAAAGACACCGUCAUUGAUUCCAUCAGAACCAAGUACAUCUCAUUCAUGAAAUCGCAGCUGACCGAAUUCAUCCAAAAAGCUACCGCUGAGCUGGAUGGAAUACCUGAAGAUAUCAACAGAGACCUGACCGUUGGCUUUAAGGGCUUUGUGAAAACGUCCGCGGAUGGACAUACGGACGCUGAUCAUAGAAAUGGAGACAUUAUUAAGCGGUUCAAAGAACUUGCAGGCACAAUAUAUCAGUCAACUGAGUAUAUUCCGCAACAUUUUGCCGGUAUGUCACUUGCUUUAAUGAACUGCUUUACACCGAUAAAGAACUACAUGAUUACAGAAAUCGAUAGGGUGAACACCAAAAACAAUAACAAGGGUCCCGUUCGUCAAGGCAGCGAAGCAUCAUACGCUCCUACUCUUAAAUACAUACAUCACAGAUUCAGCGCUGUUUGUAGUCACUUAAAGAAUGAGAAGCGCUUCGACCACGAGAUCCCUCUGAUGCUCGACGACCUCACCUCUGCUCUCUCCAUGCUCAAGCCAGACGGCUUCUCAAACCCGAACAGCCCGCUCUUAGACUGCAUUGUAGCAGGUCUUGGCGCAUUUGCUGGCGAGCUGAAUAAGGUCUACAUUCCCAAGUACCUCGGCGCUGAGCCGAUACGUCAGUGGCUGGCCGAUGCUCCGAAGGGGGGGAGUGAAAAGACGUCUGAGAAAAAUCAGACGCUGACCGACGACGGACGGAACUGUGCUAAAGUGUUUCUAACGUCUCUACAGAUUCUGUUUGCUGAUUUCUAUAAAUUGAGGAAUGACUACAGUGCUUGGAACGGCGAGCAGAUCCAUCUAGGCAAAGUUGUACAACAUACGAAAAAGGGCAGCAAAGUUAUCAAAACGGAAUAUAUCGCUAAUCCUCUCGGAACGUUCUUCGUCGAACGUGGCUAUACAGUGGCGACCAGUGAAACUAAGCAAGAUGGUGAGUUACAGAGGUCGGAUGGAAUGAUAGGGUCCAAUAUUCGCGACUUAUGCUACCAUCAGUUUGGCAGCUUAGACGCGACAACGAAAAAGCUAUUGGACGGAUAUAUGGAAAGUGGCGGUGAAACGUUAAAACUGCACAAACUUCUCGAAUACCUCUACGACAGCCUCCACCAGUAUUAUGACGUUUGCCACCUGAAGCACGUUCCCAAGCCUACCACGCCGUCAAAUGUAUACCAGAUGCUCAUGUGGCUUACCGGCCUCACUCACACUGCUGUCUACUCGGAACUGACGGUCAGCGGAUUUAGCGACCUGUUCGAAAAACGCGAUGCACCGAAGUUGCAAGAUGACGGAGAAAGUGUAUCAUUCGGAGACGACAGUUCCGAAACCUUGGAUGCCUACCCGCGACCGAUAUCUGCUGGGAACCUAUCCGCUACCCUCGGAGAAGUUUGUGCCUAUGCCGAGCAAGUGUUGAUCGCCAUCCUUGGACAUGGCCACGAAAGCGGUAUCUACGCCGUUGACUUCAACACCAACCCAGAUCACCUUUUGUAUCCUAGCACUGCCGGUGCUUGCCUGGACAUGCUGUCUGACAUAUUGGCAAGAGUUUAUCACCAAUGCGUCUUCAUAUACAGCCAGUGCCGCAACAGCCAAUAUAGCAGCGGUUGGUCGGACUGUCUCUACGGCCAGCGAAUUGGCGGUUCGGCAUGGACUUGCAACACAAAGCAAUGUGCCAACCAAAACACCGACCAAACGGGUGACCAAACAUGUAACCAAAACUGCAAGCAACACCCUAAGUGCGGAGUAAAAUCGCCACUUCAAUCAUUUUUGGAAGAUGGAUUGCCCGGGUUCCUGCCGCAUUCGUUUACAAAGCCAGGUUGUAAAUGGGAAUGCACAGUCUCAAAUCAUAGAGGAAUACCAUGCAAAACGCCAAUGGGUUUCAGAUACCUUAGUCAAGUAGCUUCACAUGUUCAAACAGGCGCGCAUCUGAGAAAGGCACUUGCCGACUUCUGCGGUACGUCCUCCGCCCUCACGCAGCUGUGUGGUAUGCUUACUUGCUUAACACGUCAAACGCCUCAGACUCUGGGUGACCUGUUUGCCUUCUACCAUGGGUUGCUUGAGAACUUCGAGCAGACUAAGCAUAAGAAGAGUGCUUUUGAUGCCGCUGUCGAUGCAGCCUAUUUCGGUGAACACUACGAAAAGCUGCAAGUUGUUUCCAUUCAAGUAACCAGUGAUCACGUUACGUCAACUUCCUCCGUCGACGACUCUGGUCAUCUCAAGGGUGAUCUAUACACUCUUGUGCGUUGCAAUAGGACAAGCAAUCCAGCGUAUCCGUGUGGUCCUUACCUGCAGUCGCUUACUUUGCAAACGCGUUCCAUGUUCUCCAACAAGCACGCCGGAAAUUAUCUCUCGUGGAUUGUCUAUCUCACUGAGACAUUCUACACCUUGCUUGACAAGCUGUACAAGGAGUGCUGCAAAAAGUGCGCUACUCCUGGAACCAGAUGCUGCGAUAAGAGCUGCAUCAAAACAUGUCCUGUUAAGUAUCCCGCAAAACCAGUUAACAAGGAGCUUAGAAGUAAGAAACACUCUGAAGACUGCAACUCCAUCGUCAAGUGCCCCGACACGCAUCCUACUCUGUACAAAUACGGUUUCACUUUUGGCAGCCCUCAUGAACUGAGUGGCAAGAAGGGAGAUGCUAAAAUACGGACGUGCGCUGAUUUUUGCAGUGCAUUGGAACGAGUGCUUCACAAAGAUUCCGUACUUAUCGCACUAAUCAAGGCUAUCGAUGAGUUCCUUUUUGAUAUUCGAGACAAAUUCUUCUGGACCACCGUCGCCCUCUGGCUCCUCUCUUUCCUCUACCUCCUCCACAUCAUGGUCAUCCGCCUCGAUCUCCUACACAUCAAAUCGCAUUUGCAUAGUCCCUCGAGUCAUCGCAUAGCUGCUCAAUCACUACUCGCCGCUGCACGUGUUAACAAACUGGGGAGGGUGUUUUAUCUGCAACCAUAA
Messenger RNA from Babesia bigemina, 5877 nucleotides. RefSeq lists its product as hypothetical. The record is from RefSeq and is a predicted model, not a curated record. The transcript has 2 exons. NCBI's taxonomy places the organism in Eukaryota, Apicomplexa, Aconoidasida, Piroplasmida, Babesiidae. Bases 1 to 5877 code for a protein of 1958 amino acids.